CGAUCGAUACGGUGGUACUCGGCUCUACGUUGGGCGCCUGUCUUCACGGACGAGGUCCCGUGAUCUGGAUGACCUGUUCAGUCGUUAUGGAAGGUUUCUUGGCUUAUGCCAAACCUGGAGGUCUAUGGUGAGAGGGUACCCUUGGUGCAUUUGGCGAGUCUUUCUAUUAUGUUAUUGCCUGUUUUUAUGGAAAUGCCAAGAAUCUCAGAAUGGUGUUUAGUUCAUCUAUGAGGGGCGAGGUGUCAACCCUUUGAUACUUGUAUCAAAUGAUGGCCUUACCUGUUUCUGGAACCCAUUUGCGCAGAGUACGCGAUGUGGAUAUGAAGCGAGACUAUGCAUUUGUUGAGUUUAGUGAUCCCCGAGAUGCCGAUGAUGCAAGAUAUAGUUUAAAUGGGAGGGAUGUCCAUGGAAGUCGAAUCAUUGUGGAAAUAGCUAAAGGGGUACCCCGUGGUCCUGGUGGAUCACGUGAAUAUCUUGGUCGAGGCCCUCCUGGAACUGGGCGAUGUUUUAAUUGUGGGAUCGAUGGCCACUGGGCUAGGGAUUGCAAAGCUGGAGACUGGAAAAAUAAGUGUUAUCGGUGUGGGGAACGUGGUCACAUAGAAAAGAAUUGCCAGAACAGUCCAAAGAAAUUGAAGCGUGGAAGUUACUCACGUUCUCCUAGCCCUCGCCGUGGUGGUGGUAGAAGUCGAAGUCGUAGUUACAGCAGAGGUCGUAGCUACAGUCGGUCGAGAUCACCGAUUAAAAGAGAGAGAAGUCUCGAACGAUCAGAAAAAAGAUCGAGGAGCCCAAGAGGCAGGCCGAGCCCAAAGAGGCAUAGUUUGUCACCUCCUCCUAAAGCUAUGAAGCGUAGCCCCACUCCUGAUGAGAGGAGUCCGGAAGAAGCUAGACGUAGCCCAUCCCCUGGAAAUCGUGACAGUCCUAGAGGAAGGAGCAGAAGUCCAAGGGGAAGAAGCAGAAGUCCAAGGGGAAGGAGCAGAAGUCCAAGGGGAAGAAGCAGAAGUCCAAGGGGAAGGAGCAGAAGUCCAAUGGAUGAAGCUGAGGACUUUGAUGGUGGAAGCAGGAAUUAUCGGAGGGAGGAAAAUGGCUACAGCCGCAGCCCGAGUCCGUUGCCCAGAGAAGAAAGGAGCCCAAUAAACGACGAAGAUAACAACGGUACUCCAAGGGGUGGUAGCGAGUCUGCAUAAUAGACAGUUUCUUAAUUCUGAUUCUGCUAAAGCAUAAGCGUUUGUGUUGGGAGUUUUAUAAGCGAGUUGUGCCUCAGAAAGACUCAUAAAAUGGAACUGUAUUUUGAUUGAACCCCGCCUCCAAUAUUUAUCAGCAUCGUAUUUUGGCUAUUUAUCUUGCUUAAUUAUGAUUAAUUAUAUAUUAAAUAAUCCGUUUCAUGUA
This is a messenger RNA of Momordica charantia (bitter melon), 1386 nucleotides long. RefSeq lists its product as uncharacterized. Lineage: Eukaryota; Viridiplantae; Streptophyta; Magnoliopsida; Cucurbitales; Cucurbitaceae. The record is from RefSeq and is a predicted model, not a curated record. Gene Ontology annotation, molecular function: RNA binding; zinc ion binding.